GUGGAGUCGCUGCAGGAGCAGGAGCAGCGGCGCUGGAGCGGCGAGCUUGACUGCCGCCUCGGGCGCUGCGAAGGCGAGUGCCAGGCACUGCUCAGCGAUGCGCGGCAGCACCUACACGCUUCGGAAGAGAUUCUCAAAGAGUGGCGCAGCCGGGGCGAAGCGCUUGAGUGCAACCAGCGUGCCGGCAGCGCAGAGUUGCGAGAACGCCUGGAGAAGGUGGACGAGACGGUCGCUGCCAACGAGAAGGGGCUGCAAUGCCAAAGGGUGCUCAUCGAGCAGCUGACAGCGGAUUUCCAGACGCUUCAAGAUCGCUUGGUCGUUGUUGAGGGAGCUGUUUCCAAGCAGUCGACCUCUGUGCAGAGUCUGCGGCACAAGCUGCACUCAGUCAAGGAAGGCAGCUGCACGCAAUUGAAGGAGCUCCAGCAGCAGAUCACUGCCGAGGUGUCGGAGGCGCGACGGUUGCAGGCAGAGGGGGAAGCCAGGCAAGCGGCGGCCAUGGAAGAGAAGCAGCAGGCGCUUCGCCGGCACUGCCGAGCCUGGAGCUCAGAGGCAGCACAGGGCGCCCAGGAGACGCUCUCAGCACGACUGCAGGAGGUGUCGAAGUAUUGCGAGACCGCCACCGUGCAGACGCAAGCGCAAUGUCGCGAUUGGGUGGACACGGCCCUGGCCCGUUUGGAGACGCUGGCCGUCAGGACUAGAGAGCAGUUGGGUGCCUUCGCAGAGGAAUUGCCCUUUACGGUGCGGAGGCUGCUCGCCGAGGAGCUGGCCAGGGAACGGCCGAAGGUUCCUUCAAAGGGCCGCAGACCGUCGAAGAUAGCAGGCCUCGAGACGGCACAGCCACGUCCUUUCGAGCUCGGCGAGCCCCUGCCGCUGCAGGCGCCUGCGGUAGACGACGCCCCGAGGCCGCAGGUCGUUACGGCGCCCCUGCCGCCCAGCGCCACCGCGCAGGUCACACAGCCUUCACCGUCCGGAGGUGGAUUGGAGAAGGCUUCCCCGCGGCCGCUGCGCCA
Symbiodinium sp. CCMP2456 is the source of this 1010-nucleotide messenger RNA. Lineage: Eukaryota; Dinophyceae; Suessiales; Symbiodiniaceae. The record is from the annotation of a GenBank genome assembly.